AUGGCGACCAUGGCUUCUACUUUGGCCCCAAAAACCACUUUUCUGGAUGCCAACAAAUCCUCCUUCAAUGGAAUACCAAUUUCUUCCCCAAUCAGGGUGCAACCCAUCAAAUCCACUUCACAGAACCUUUCAAUUUCGGCCUCCUCGCCGCCUUAUGAUCUGAAAUCCUUUGAAUUUCAGCCGAUUAAAGAGUCGAUUGUUUCAAGGGAAAUGACUCGCAGGUAUAUGAUGGACAUGAUCACCUAUGCCGACACUGAUGUCGUGAUUGUUGGAGCUGGCUCUGCUGGACUCUCAUGUGCCUACGAGCUCAGCAAGAACCCAUCCGUACAGGUGGCUAUAAUUGAGCAAUCUGUGAGUCCUGGUGGCGGCGCGUGGCUCGGAGGCCAGCUCUUUUCUGCUAUGGUGGUCCGUAAGCCUGCACAUCAUUUCCUUGAUGAGCUGGAGAUUGAGUAUGAUGAACAAGACGACUACGUGGUCAUCAAGCAUGCUGCCCUUUUUACUUCCACAAUCAUGAGCAAGCUCUUGGCUAGGCCAAAUGUCAAACUUUUCAAUGCUGUUGCUGCAGAGGAUUUGAUUGUGAAGGGAGGUCGUGUUAGUGGCGUUGUAACGAACUGGGCUUUGGUGUCCAUGAACCAUGACACACAGUCGUGUAUGGACCCGAAUGUGAUGGAGGCUAAAGUGGUGGUGAGCUCGUGUGGACACGAUGGUCCAUUUGGCGCCACCGGGGUUAAGAGGCUCAAGAGCAUUGGCAUGAUAGACAAUGUUCCGGGAAUGAAGGCAUUGGACAUGAACACUGCUGAAGAUGCAAUUGUUAGGCUAACUCGAGAGAUCGUGCCCGGGAUGAUAGUUACCGGGAUGGAGGUUGCAGAGAUUGAUGGGGCACCGAGAAUGGGUCCUACCUUUGGAGCCAUGAUGAUAUCGGGUCAGAAGGCGGCUCACCUUGCUUUAAGAUCCUUGGGGCUGCCUAACGAGUUGGACGGGUCGACUGUGGGAAAUGUCCAACCUGAGCUGAUCUUGGCUGCUGCUGCUGAUGGAACUGAGAUUGUGGAAGCUUGA
Messenger RNA from Fraxinus pennsylvanica, 1056 nucleotides. The record is from the annotation of a GenBank genome assembly. NCBI's taxonomy places the organism in Eukaryota, Viridiplantae, Streptophyta, Magnoliopsida, Lamiales, Oleaceae.